This is a messenger RNA of Monopterus albus (swamp eel), 1024 nucleotides long. RefSeq names its product prothymosin alpha-A-like. Gene Ontology annotation, cellular component: nucleus. The record is from RefSeq and is a predicted model, not a curated record. The transcript has 5 exons. NCBI's taxonomy places the organism in Eukaryota, Metazoa, Chordata, Actinopteri, Synbranchiformes, Synbranchidae. The coding region runs from base 207 to 521 and encodes 104 amino acids. Gene Ontology annotation, biological process: positive regulation of transcription by RNA polymerase II; negative regulation of apoptotic process. Gene Ontology annotation, molecular function: histone binding.
AGGGCGAACCGUCCAAUUACCGUGCACGUCCAGGCAUCCUUCUGUCCUCCCACUCGUCUAUAAAGGCAGGAUCUCCGCUGGUUGACACACCGCUUGGCACACUCCGACUUUGCUCAAGGAAAACUGCAGUAAAAGCUUUACUUCUGUUUUGAAAUUGUGCAUUAGGCGACUCUGACUGGAUAUACAUUUGUUUUUCUAUAUAGAACAUGGCGGACAGUAAAGUAGAAAGCAGCGGAGAACUGAGCCUCACGGAGCUGAAGGAGAAGAAACAUACUGAAGAGACAGAAAAUGGAGAGGACGCUGCUGCCAACGGCAAAGCUGAUGAGAAUGGCGGGCAGCAGAAUGAGGCAGAAGAGGAUGAGGAGAAUGCAGGAGAAGAGGAGGAGGAGGAUGGAGAGGGUGAUGAGGAGGAUGAUGAUGUAGAAGAUGACCUUGACAGGCCAAUGGGGAAGAGAGCAGCAGACGAUGACGAUGAUGAAGAGGAUGAAGUUGAAACCAAGAAACAGAAGACGGAUAAGUAGUGUUUGCAGAACCUGCUCUGUCAGGAGAGUGACAUCAUCAAGAGACAGCCAGUUUUCCAGCAAACCUUCUACACCUCAGUCCUCCCUUUUACCAAGAAUACUUUAAAAAGAGAAUUUGUUUGUAUUUUUAUUUACAUUUUAUAUUUUUGUAAAUAUUGUAAGGGGGUUAGUCAUUUUGCAACAGUGAUCUUGCUGGGUAUCAAGUGGUGCUUUGAGGACUUUCAGAUCCAAACUCAUCAUCUUUGUCCACCCACAUUCUGUAUGAACCAACCAGAAGCAUCCAGCAUUCCAUCCACACACACACACACACACACACACACACACACACACACACUCGCAUUCUGGCAUGCUUUUAUUACAAUAUAGGGUUCUAGGGUCAGUAGGAACCAGGUGUGUGUACGUGGUCAUUUGUAUGAGAUUCUGCUGUAGUUUCUGCUAUCUGUCAUGACCAGUUUGCUUUAAUGCCUGUGCUAUUUGUUGAACAAUAAAGUUGUUUGAUUUUG